GCUGGCACUGCAGUAGUGGAGCGCUCAGCGGACAGCUCUUGGUGCUGAACUGAACAUAGAGCGGGAGCUUCCCGUCACUCAAAGCCAUUGUGCUCCUGCACGUCUGUUACUCAAGUAGGACUUCUCAGAAGACCAAGCCAUGAUCACCGGAGCUUGUUGGAGGUGCCUCCUCCUCUCCUUCUUUUUUCUAAGGGGAUCUGCACAGAAUUUUGCACAGACGAGGUUUAUAUGCACUUCAGUGCCUGUUGACAUGGAUAUGUGCACUUCAUCCAUGCAGAACAGUGGUCCCACAGAAGACCUGAAGACCACCAUUCUGCAGCUGCGAGAGACAGUUAUCCAACAAAAAGAGACGAUAAUGAAUCAAAAAGAUACUAUCAGGGACCUGACUGGCAAGCUAGCCAGAUGUGAGGGUCAGACCGUCCUGGAAAUCCCAUCCAAUGAACCCAAAGGUGGUGCUCCCGGCUCCCGGAAAAAAGAGACUGGGACUUCUAAAAACACAAUGGGAGAUUUAUCGAGGAGCCCCACAGCUGAGACCCUCACGCAGCUCGGACAGACUCUGCAAAGUCUGAAGACAAGACUGGAGAACUUGGAGCAAUACAGCAGAGGUAAUUCAUCUGUCCAAGCCACCAGUCUGAAAGAUCUGCUGCAAACCAAGAUAGAUGACCUGGAGAAACAAGUUCUCUCCAGAGUGAACAACCUAGAGGAGGGGAAGGUGAACCUGAAGAACGAGACUGAGCUACGAGGAAAAAUUGAAAGCGCUUUAACCUCCCUUCAGCAGAGGAUUACUGAUUUGGAAAAAGGCCAAAAAGAGAAUAGACCUGCAGACAAAUUUCAGCUCACCUUUCCACUUAGAACGAACUACAUGUAUGCAAAAGUCAAGAAGAGCUUGCCCGAAAUGUACGCUUUCACUGUCUGCAUGUGGCUGAAAUCCAAUGCUUCGCCUGGUGUUGGAACUCCAUUUUCUUAUGCAGUACCUGGCCAAGCCAACGAGCUAGUGCUUAUUGAGUGGGGCAACAAUCCAAUGGAAAUACUAAUUAAUGACAAGGUGGCGAAACUGCCCUUUGUUAUCAAUGAUGGUAAAUGGCAUCACAUCUGUAUUGCAUGGACCACAAGGGAUGGCGUGUGGGAAGCCUAUCAGGAUGGAGUGCUUAGAGGAAAUGGAGAAAAUUUGGCUCCAUAUCACCCCAUCAAAAACCAGGGAGUCUUAGUGCUCGGCCAAGAACAGGACACCCUAGGAGGUGGAUUUGAUGCCACCCAGGCUUUUGUUGGGGAGCUGGCCCAUUUCAAUAUGUGGGAUAGAAAGCUGGUUGUUGGAGAGGUGUAUAACCUGGCGACCUGCAGCAACAAAGCACUGACUGGUAAUGUCAUCAGUUGGGCUGAAACCAACAUUGAGAUCUAUGGUGGUGCCACCAAGUGGACAUUCGAUGCAUGUCGUCAGAUCAAUUGAACAGAUUAUGGAUUGGAUUUCGUUUCUCAGCUUGAAGAUAUCAUCGGCCUCAUCUUGCACCCUGCCUUUCAAAUGAGGGCUCAUCAGCAACAAGGUUGUUUCAUUUUUUUAUCCUGAAAAAAAAAAACUAUUCUAGAAAAAUAACCACCAAAAGAAGCAAAACGAUAACAUUGCAACUUAUUCACUCGUUUUAUCCAUAAACCACACCUUGCAUCUCAAACUUGGAGCAAGAGCUUCAGCAUUUUUAGGAAAGGCACACAAGGAUUUCAGCCAGAAGAUUUUUUAGGGAGAUUCACUUUUGUAUUUAGGAAGAUCUCUUGACAGUUUGGUUUUCACAUUGCCAACUUGGUUUAACCUUUUAGCUGCUGGAGAGGUCUGCACGGAGAUGGCCUACAAGUGUCUCUUGCAGGGCCAGCAGGGAUGGGGUUAAUCCUGAGUGCCUUGCGCUGGUACCAAUAUUCAGCACAUUUCAUUUGCAUCCUUUUUAGACUUCUCCUCUUUAACGUAUUAGAAUCACAAUAAGUGUUUGUUAUGCGGUUUGUUUGAGGCAAUCUUGACAUCUCCAGCUCUUUUAAUUUGCUUUCAGAUUGCUGUCAGUGGAAGCUUUGAUUUGAACCAUGUACACGGUCCUCACACAGUCAGGGUUUGGGGACUUGCUUUCAAUUCAAUAACUCCAGCAGAUGCUAAGAGCAUGGCAGACAAUACACCAACCCUCCACUGGAGAAGGGUUCAGACACACCGUAGCAAUUUUUGUGGAUAAAUCUUUUCAUCUGUUUAAACAAUAUGUAAAUAUUUAAUUUCUCAGCCAACGCACUCUUGUUUUCCGUUAUAGUCUCAUGUGUGCAUUAUAAAUGUCCUGAGAAUUCUGUUUUCACCCCAGUAGACUUGUUUCUCUCUACAAGUUACUGGAAUAUUAUGGUGAAAACACAUAGCUGUGUAAGAGGACACUAAUGAGAUUUGAUAAUGAACAAUUUUAUAAUGUGCAAUGAUACUCUUUCUAAUUUAUUUAAAGCCCUUUCUAUAAUGAAAAUCAAAAAAACAUAAUUUUCUUAUUCUAUUGUGCAGUUUGGAUGCCUAAUCUGGUUACUGUUUUUUUGUUUUUAAGAUUUUAAGCACUUUCUCUGCUAGCCAUAAUUAUUAUAAUAAUAGCAUUUAAAUGAUAAUUUUCAAGUUCAGAUAUAUAUGUCAUAUAUUUUACCUGUAUCACUGAUCUAUCUUAUAAAGUAGAGGUGGCUCUCCAGCUGUUGUGAAACUACAAGAUUCAGAGUAUGCUGAGCCUUGUAGUUCAACAUCAGUUAUAGAUCUGCAGAUAUCCUAAUUGAUAACUAUAACAUAUAUUUACUAUAUUUUCUAUAAUAAAUCACUGAUACAAUUAGGGUUCAUUAUCAACUACACAUUGUGGUAUGUUAUUGAUGCCUAGUUGCAGCAGUAUGUUUCUUGUACAUAGGGAACAGGCCAUACUUUUACACGACUACUGUAUAUAGGGGGUCAUUCCGAGUUGAUCGCUCGCUAGCAGUUUUUAGCAGCCGUGCAAACGCAUUGUCUCCGCCCACCGGGGAGUGUAUUUUCGCUUUGCAGAAGUGCAAACGUCUGUGCAGCAGAGCACCUGCAAAAACAUUUUGUGCAAAACAAGACCAGCCCUGGACUUACUCUUCGUGUGCGUUGAUUCUAACAUUGGAGGGAUUGCUUUUGACGUCAUACACCCGCCCAGCGUUCGCCCAGCCACGCCUGCGUUUUUCCCUGGCACUCCUGCGUUUUUUCAAACACUCCCAGAAAACUGUUAGCUGACACACAUAAACGCCCCAUUCCUGUCAAUCUUCUUGCGGCCGCCAGUGCAAAUGAAAUCGUCGAUAGAACCUGUGCAAAACUACAAUUCUCUUUCUACCUAUAUGUCGCGUGUGCGCAUUGCGGUGCAUACGCAUGCACAGAUUAGCCGUUUUUUUUACACUGAUCGCUACAUAGCGAACAACGGCAGCUAGCGAUCAACUCGGAAUGACCCCCAUAGUCGGCACAGCUCUCAGAGUAAUGUUAACUACUGUAAAUUACCUCUAUGAAAACCUAUUACAGGUUUACACACUAGAGGUCUCCAACUGUUGUUAUCCACAGCUCCUUUGCCUAGAAGAACAACUGCAUUCAUGCAUUAGUGGGGUGUAGUACUGGUGACCGGCGGUCUCCUGACCGCCGGUCACCUUACCGACGCCGGGAUCCCGGCAGCAUACCGACGCCGGGAUCCCGGCGGGGAGGGGCGAGUGCAGCAAGCCCCCUGCGGUCGCCACGGGUUCUAUUCCCACUCUAUGGGUGUCGUGGACACCCACGAGUGUAAAUAGUCCCUGUUGGUCGGCAUGCCGACCAUCGGGAUAGUGAGCCGUCGGGCUCACGGAGGAGGUCAUGUGACUGUCGGUCAGCUGACCGGCGGUCACAUGAAUACCACCCCAUUAGUGGGCCCACAGUAAAAACAAGAUUAGUGGGCCCCAUGUCCUUCCAUCUAAUUCUAGCUUGGUCAAAGGUAGAUUCAGGGUUAGGAUUUAAGCUAGCAUUAGGGGCAUGGAAUUGUUAGGAUUACAAUCUAACAGCUAGAGAGCCAUAAAUAAACCACCUACAAAAUGCAAGUGGAACAAUCCCUAGUGGAAUGAGCAGUAACAGUUUCCUUAUAAUAUUUUUGCUGUAUAUCUGGAAGCGAUGAGUGGGGUGGGGGGUGGGGUGGGUCGAGGUAUUUAGGGGUAUUUAUGGACACAGAAACCUUAUCCACAUAUUCUAGAACCAUUUAUGUCUGACUGUAACUUUACAGUAUCUGACAUGCUGUUACUUUUAGUCAGUAGAACCACACUUUCCUAUCAAUGUAGCCAUAGACAAUCCCUAAUGCUAAAGAUGUCAAUACACUUUUUUCCUUCUUGUACUUCAGACUUGCACUGAAUAAAAUAUGCCUCUCUCAGGUACUUGCCAUUUAUGAUGGAUGCUGUUGCAAUGACAGUGUAUUUUUGCCUAAUUACUGUGUAAAACAACCCCCAGGACUUACCUUAGGAUGUAGCUAUAGGGGUAAUUCCUGAUAAUUGCCUCUGGCAAACGUAGAUGCUUAGUGCACCCAAAGCCUUCCACCUUUUGAUAACUCAGUGUUCUGUAACAAAUUAUAAAAGGAAGUUUACUAUAUGUGAUGUUAUGUACAAAAAAAGAAAAAAAGAAAAAAGAAAAAGGAAAGACAUUUAGAUGUGGGUUACCCUCUCUUCCUUUAUUGUAAAGAUAUAGCGAAAUAUAGAGAAACGCACUUAUUUUCACACAAAUUCUAUGUUUUCUACAGUGUGUUUAAACUCUCUGGAGACAGAUUUGUUACUUGAAAUCUUAUUGAGCAUUUAGGGUAUGAAGUGUUGAACCUUUUCUGACUGGCAGAAAUAGAGUCCUGGAAUUACCUCCUUUCACUGCCUUUCAGUGUACGGACCACUACAUCUAAAAUACAAGUUGCUUGAUAUUGAAGAUGAGACAGGAACAAGUAUGUUUUAAAUAUUCAAAACUCAUGUUUCAAAUAUGGUCAAUACAUCAUAUUGUGCGACUGUGACCCGCAAAGGCCUGUAUCUGUGCACAGUAUGAAAUCACUAGAGUAAAUUCAGGCAGCCUGUGGGUUUCAGUAUACUGGUAGGGUCUGCUGGACAUUGCAGAUCCCCAACAACUAGACUGCUGCAGGUAGUCUACCUCAAAUCAACAGUAUACUCUGAAAACGUGUUACUAACCUAAAUGGCUAUUAUGUUGAUUUAUAUAUAUAUAUGCAUUAUUUAUUUAAAUAUAUAUUUCCAAUAUCGAAAACAGUGGUUUCAGUAUGUAAAGAACAUGUAUACUGUAUCUUUCUUACCAGCAAAAGUCAGUAUAAGGUAAAUAUCCCUUUACAUCUUCCAAAAGAAAAACAAAGCAAUGUGUUUAGAAAUAGUAGCAGGAGGGCUGCAGGUACAAACCAGUCUGUAGAAGACAGCCUAACUUUUACAAAUGCAUUUAUUUAUUAAUUUCGGGCUUUUAUUUUUUUUAUAUAUUGCAAGCAUAUUUGCCAGCGCUUUAUAGAGACUAUUUGUCCAUUCAAGUCAGUCCAAGCCCCAGUGGAGCUUACAGUCUAUGGGGGUUAUUCAGAGUUCAUAGCAGUUUUUGCUACUUUAGCAAAAACUGCUACUGAUAAAAUUGCAUGCUGGAGGCCACCCAGCUCAGGGCAAUGCAACCCAGCAUGUGUGGCGCUGCCCAGCGAUGCAAUCAGUUUAAUUGCAAUCACAUUGCAAAAUGAGAAUUAAAGGUAGACCCCUGCAUAUGCAACCAGGCUGCGUGUGCAGGUGGUCCGGUGCCAUGUUUCCUAUUGCAAGAAAUGCUGGCAACAUCAUCAGGCCGCCCUAAAAAUCUGCCAUGACUCGCCUGCAUUUUCUGCACUCCCCCCAACGCCACCCCGAAUGCCCGCUGCCUGUCAAUCACGAUCUAAUCGCAUCUUUCCGGGAUGCAAUCGCAUAGCGAAAGUCCGCGCAUGCACACUACGGCCGCAGCGCAUGCACAGAUGGUUGAAAAUUGUAAAUUUGUGAAAUUGUCAACAUUGCGUUCUCCCAGUGGAGUCACAAGGCGGGUGCGGGGGUGCGGCCCGCACCCGGGUGUGACACCAAAUGUCAGCUCCUCCGCAGUGUCAGGAGCCAGGUGCUGCAGUGAGAAAGUCUCCUACAGCACCCGGCUCCUUUCGUAGAAGAGGAGCGUCAGCGCACGGAGACUGUCUCUGUGGGAAGCCCAGCAGCAUGCCUCCAGAGUGACGAUUCGUGAUCCAUGCGAAGCCACGGCCCCUAUGUGUAUGGCCACACCCCCUUUUUGCCGUGAGUACGGCAGGAAAUCAGGGGUGCGCACCGGCUGUCACCACACCUGGUGACGCCUCUGCAUCCACCUCUAAAUACCCCCUUAUAUUCCCUACUACAUGUACAAAAAACAUAUAAACAAUAGGGUUCAUUUUUGUUGUUAACCUACCAGUAUAUGGAAACCAGAAUUACCUACCAACAUCGCCCGAGGCUAAUUCAAGAUUAGGGGGUGUAUAUGACACACCAAGGGCGCAAUCACGUAAUAUUUUUUUUUGGGUGGGGGUGGAUUUUAUAGAAACACCUCUGGACCUCCCACAAUUUGAGAGAAAUCCCUUAAAAUGGACACAGUUGGGAGAUAUGCAUUUGGUAUCAUUACAAGAUGUAUUUUCAUAUUUGUUUUACUUGUAUUUACGGUGUAGUGGUCCGUUAAAUCAUUCAGCAAGCAUAUUAGUACAGGGGUUGAGACACACAAUGUAUAAAUGGUACUUCAAAUCUACUGUGUAUGACAUUUCUUGUUAAAUAAGAUAUUUUUCUUUAAAAUCCUGAUUCACUGUGGAUACUGGAAAGAAAUUAGAGCAAAAUCAACUUUUGAUUUAACAUACCAGACCUACAACUUACAAGUUGGGAUUCUCUUCUAUGCUUGCUCACAUAUAUUUCCGGUAUUGAAUAAUUAGAUAUGUUUUUGCUGACCAAAGCUGUAAAUUCCCCACUGACCUUGUUGUCCUCCAUAUUCUCUAUCCCCUUCCUGUUCUCUCUGAUUUGUAUGGGGUAAUGCCACAAAUUGAUACCCUCUGUCUUUUCUCUCUCUAUGUUUACCAUUGACAUUCAUAUUAUCUUUAUGUUGGAUUCACUGCUGAAAUUAAUUGUUGACUUUAUUUUUACACAAUAAAAAAAGAGAAGAAGCAA
This is a messenger RNA of Pseudophryne corroboree (corroboree frog), 7155 nucleotides long. It is a transcript of the gene NPTX1, whose product is annotated as neuronal pentraxin 1. Gene Ontology annotation, biological process: axonogenesis involved in innervation. The transcript has 5 exons. Lineage: Eukaryota; Metazoa; Chordata; Amphibia; Anura; Myobatrachidae. The coding region runs from base 140 to 1447 and encodes 435 amino acids. The record is from RefSeq and is a predicted model, not a curated record.